AUGCUUAAAUCCUUCUUCAAGAUGAUUGAUGUCGGAAAUAAAAUUCCCUGCCGCAGAGAAGCUUUGGCAGCUGGCAAAGUAAUAUUUUCUGAAGCAGGAUUUAACGAGUUAAUAACAAAAGGCAGCAAAAAAGGAGACAUAGUUCCACAUGCUGAAAUCGCAGGAAUUUUAGGUGCAAAAUAUACCCCAAAUCUGCUUCCAAUGUGCCAUCCUCUUCCACUAGACUCUGUCCAUGUUGAAGUAAAGCCCAAUCACGAAACCAAAUCUGUUGAUGUUCAAGCAUUUGCUGCAGCCCAUGCCAAGACUGGAGUAGAAAUGGAAGCUUUAACAGCAGUUAGCGUAUCAUGCUUAGUCCUCCCUCGUGAGCCAGCAAAAACUAUUGAAAAAUCCCAUUUUUUUGCUCAAAAACGCAAGCGAACAAACAUUUUUUAUGAAAAAUUUUGACAUAUAAGUGAUAAUUAUUAUAAUGAAAUCUCUAGCUAAUUCUCUCGAAUAUAAAUAGUUUGCUUUUAAACAUAAAUCUACAAAUUUAAUAAAUAUUACUUUAAAGUUAUUACGAAUUGGGUUUUUUUAAAUAUUGAUAAGGGUGGAAUUAGCAGUUUAUGAUAUGUGUAAAAACUUUGACAAAUCAAUGAGAAUUGAAAAUAUUCAUCUAGUAAGUAAAAUAAAACAUGAAAAUUAG
This is a messenger RNA of Blepharisma stoltei, 682 nucleotides long. Lineage: Eukaryota; Ciliophora; Heterotrichea; Heterotrichida; Blepharismidae. The record is from the annotation of a GenBank genome assembly.